AUGAACAAAAUUAAUCGGCAAACCCUGGAGGAUAAGAUCCAAUAUGGGAUUGGACUAGCCCUUGCACAAGGAAAUCUUGAGUCCUAUCUGGAAACUUAUCUAGAGCGCGAUAACUCCCCGAAAAUUAGCUGGAUAUCAAGUCUGAUUAAUACUUUUGCACAUGUCCACUCUGGCAAGCUUAAACUUGCAGAUUUCAGGCAAUCCAUUUUAUUACCACUCGAUAUCGAUAUUACUUCCGCAAACGAAAACAACUUGGAUGUUCAGAUUAAGAUACUCUAUCUUGACUCAUUUCCAAAUGUUGACGAUGUUAUCUGUGGAGAAAUAAUUAGGAAGUGUUGGCGUGGCGAUUAUGCGAGUAUGGAAAACGUGAAAGAUGAGGUUCGCCAUUAA
Molecule: messenger RNA, 390 nt
Organism: Aspergillus ochraceoroseus IBT 24754
Lineage: Eukaryota; Fungi; Ascomycota; Eurotiomycetes; Eurotiales; Aspergillaceae
Exons: 4
Coding region: 1-390 (129 amino acids)
Source: RefSeq, a predicted model, not a curated record